AUGUUUUUCAUUCUUGUCCUCCUUUCCACCUUAUUUUCUAUCUAUCUGUUUCAUCUUCUUUACUGGAAAAGAAGAAAUCUGCCACCUGGUCCCACACCACUUCCAAAGUUUGGAAAUUGGUUGUCUAUGGUGUUCCCUAUGCCCGGAUAUGAAUGUUUUAGAAACUGGACGAAGAAGUAUGGAGAUGUCUACACGUUUUGGCUAGAAUCAGAGCCAUACGUCAUAAUCGGUUCGUAUGAGAGAAUGAAGGAGACAUUCAUCCGAGAUGGUGAUACUUAUGUGAACAAAAAAUUCAAUGAAGCAAUUGCGAAGUUUCGAGAUGGAAUGUUUGGAGUCGUCGACACUAAUGGACAGUUCUGGAGCACUCACCGCAGAUUUGCACUUUCGAAUUUCCGAGAUCUAGGCUUUGGAAAAGAUCUCAUGCAGCAAAAAAUCCUUAUCGAAGUUCAAGAAAUCUUCAGAAAGUUUGAUGAAAAAGUUGGAGAAGAGCAGAAUAUUCCGAAAGUUUUCAAUAAGGGAGUUGCCAACGUGAUCAACCAACUAAUCUUUGGCUAUAGAUUUGAUGAUGAGAAAGAGGAAGAGUUCCAAAAGUUGCAAGACCUUCUGGAGUAUCAGCAGAAGGCGUUCACGAGUUGGAAGAUUAUUGUAGCGUGUGUGGUGCCAUUCUUGAGUCGAUUCAUGCCAAAACCAACUGUUGAUGAGUUAAUUGAGCAAUACAAAACAGCAUUCUAUGGAUUUUUCAAUUCUCAAAUUGAGGAGCAUCGCCAGAAAAUUGACUUUGACUCCGAAGAGAACCAAGAUUACGCUGAAGCCUAUCUGAAAGAACAAAGGAAACGAGAAGCUGAAGGAGAUCUUGAGACGUUCAGUACCCAACAACUAUCCAAUAUGUGUAUGGAUCUCUGGCUCGCUGGACUGGGCACUACUACUUUAACUCUAUCCUGGUCUAUUGCCUACGUUUUGAACACCCCUGGAGUUCAAGAGAAAAUGCAUGAAGAGUUGGACAGAGUGAUCGGAGGAGAUAGGUUGGUAUCAAUGGCUGAUAAGAAUGAUCUACCCUUCAUGAAUGCAGUUGUCAAUGAGUGUCAACGAUGUGCAAAUAUAGUUCCGAUUAACUUGUUCCAUGAGACCACUAAAGACACUGUAAUCGGAGGAUACCCUAUCAAAAAGGGAACUGGAGUGAUCGCUCAAAUCAGUAGUGUUAUGUUGGAUGAAACAGUGUUCUCUGAACCGUAUAGUUUCAAUCCGGAUCGUUUUAUUGAUGAGAAUGGGAAGUUGAAGAAAAUCGAAGAGCUAGUCCCAUUCUCCGUUGGAAAACGGCAGUGUCUUGGCGAAGGACUCGCUCGGAUGGAAUUGUUCCUGUUCAUUUCCAACUUUUUCAACAGAUAUCAGAUCUCACCAUCCACUGCCGGUCCACCACCAAUCGAUAAAACGAAAGAAUUGGGAGUUACGGAUAGAAAAUUUGAUGGAAUCUUGACGAAAAGAAACUAA
This is a messenger RNA of Caenorhabditis remanei, 1488 nucleotides long. RefSeq lists its product as uncharacterized. Gene Ontology annotation, biological process: xenobiotic metabolic process. Gene Ontology annotation, molecular function: heme binding; oxidoreductase activity, acting on paired donors, with incorporation or reduction of molecular oxygen, reduced flavin or flavoprotein as one donor, and incorporation of one atom of oxygen; iron ion binding. Bases 1 to 1488 code for a protein of 495 amino acids. Gene Ontology annotation, cellular component: cytoplasm; intracellular membrane-bounded organelle. The record is from RefSeq and is a predicted model, not a curated record. The transcript is spliced from 4 exons. NCBI's taxonomy places the organism in Eukaryota, Metazoa, Nematoda, Chromadorea, Rhabditida, Rhabditidae.